Molecule: messenger RNA, 3625 nt
Organism: Chrysochloris asiatica (Cape golden mole)
Lineage: Eukaryota; Metazoa; Chordata; Mammalia; Afrosoricida; Chrysochloridae
Gene: GRID2IP
Product: glutamate receptor, ionotropic, delta 2 (Grid2) interacting protein
Exons: 22
Coding region: 5-3625 (1206 amino acids)
Molecular function (GO): protein binding
Source: RefSeq, a predicted model, not a curated record
UGUCAUGCCGGCCACCAACCAGGGUUGGCCUGAGGACUUUGGCUUCCGACUGGGGGGCUCAGGCCCCUGCUUUGUCCUAGAAGUGGCCGAGGGGAGCAGCGCGCACGCCGGAGGGUUGCGACCCGGGGAUCAGAUCCUGGAAGUGGAGGGCCUGGCAGUGGGUGGCCUGAGCCGUGAUCACCUGGUGCGCCUGGCAAGACGCUGUCCGCGCGUGCCGCCCAGCCUCGGUGUGCUUCCGGCUCCUGAAGGCGCCCCCAAUCCAGGAUCCGGCCCCGCUGCCCCGAUCACAGCCUUGCGGCUCCCGCGCCACAACCGCGGCCUUUCCUUGGGCGGUGAGCUGCUGCGCCUGGCUGGCCGCAAGCGCCUACAUGCCGUGCACCGAGAGCGCAGGCGCAAGGCGCAGGAGUUCAGCCGGAAGGUGGACGAAAUCCUGGGGGACCAGCUGACAGCCAAGGAGCAGGUAUUUGCAGCACUAAAGCAGUUUGCGGCCGAGCAGAGGGUGGACGAUCUGGUCUGGGCACUCACCCUGGUGCUGCCCCUCGAGGCCCGUGGACCACUCCUGGACAACCUCAGGAUCUUCAUCCCCAAGAAGCACCGGGCACGCUUCGACGAAGUGGUGUCCCAGGGUCUGCUGGGCAAGCUGUGUCGGGCGCGCAGGGCGCAGAACACGCAGCGGCUACGCCGAAGCCGCAGCGAGGAACGGCCAGAGCGCUUGCUGGUGUCCACGCGCGCUAGCGCCCCGCCGCGCCGACCAGACGAGCCGCCCCCACGAAAGGCUGCCUCACUACUGGGUGGCCGCGCUGGCCCAGAAGGCUCUCGCAGGACAGUCCGAGUCUACAAGGGCAACAAGAGCUUUGGCUUCACUCUGCGUGGCCACGGGCCUGUCUGGAUCGAGUCCGUCCUACCUGGGAGCCCAGCUGAAAAUGCUUCCCUCAAGUCGGGGGAUCGGAUACUCUUCCUCAACGGACUAGACAUGAGGAACUGCUCUCAUGACAAGGUGGUGUCCAUGCUGCAGGGCAGUGGUGCCAUGCCCACGCUGGUGGUGGAGGAGGGACUUGUCCCGUUUGCCAGUGACUCCGACUCACUGGACUCCCCCAGCCCUUCAUCAGCACUUACAUCGCUGCAGUGGGUGGCAGAGAUCCUGCCGUCCAGCAUCCGUGUCCAGGGGAGGACCUUCAGCCAGCAGCUGGAACACCUGCUUACACCCCCUGAGCGCUAUGGGGUCUGCCGGGCCCUCGAGAGUUUCUUCCAGCACAGGAACAUCGAUACCCUCAUUGUUGAUGUCUACCCUGUACUGGACACACCUGCCAAGCAGGUCCUCUGGCAGUUCAUCUACCAGCUGCUGACGUAUGAGGAGCAGGAGCUGUGCCAGGAGAAGAUUGCAUGCUUCCUGGGAUACACGGCCAUGACAGUAGAACCCGAGCCGGAGUCAGAGCCUGAGCCGGAGCCAACACCUGAGCCACAGCCUCGCAGCUCCCUGAGGGCUGCCUCCAUGUGUCGCCGCAGCCUCCGAGCCCCAGGGCUGGACACCAGCCUGGGUUGCAGUCCCAUAGACUGCCCUGAGAUGCCUCUUCCUCUGGUUCCAGGCGAGCGCCAGGCAGGAGACGGCACGUCCCUCCCUGAGACCCCAAACCCCAAGAUGAUGUCCGCAGUCUACGCAGAACUCGAAUCCCGACUGAACAGUAGCUUCAAAGGGAAGAGAGGGACCAUGUCCAAGUCCCGGGCCUCCCCACCAGUGUCCAGUUCAACAGGCACCGCAGGACCCAGGACCGUGUCCAGCGUCUCAUGGUCCAGCGAGCGGCUGCUGCCUUCCCCCUGCUACUACCCACUGUGCUCAGGGGGCCCGGCCUCCCCCAGCAGCUCCGAGUCCCACCCCUACGCCAGUCUGGACAGCAGCAGGGCGCCCUCCCCACAGUCAGGCCCUGGGCCCACCCACCCUGACAGCCCCCCUAGCCCAGACCCUGCCCGCCUGCCCAGCCGCAGGAAGCUCUUCGCCUUCUCGCGGCCGGUGAGGAGUCCAGACACAGACCGCUUCCUGGAUGCUCUGAGCCAGCAGCUGGGUCCCCGGGUCACCACCCUGGAUGACUUCCUGAGCCCGGAGAACGACUAUGAGGAGAUGAGCUUUCACGAAGACCAGGGCAGCUUCAUCACCAACGAGCACAGCAGUGCCAGUGAAUGUGUCAGCAGCAGCGAGGAGGGCAGCUCCUUAACAUAUUCCUCCAUCUCUGACCACAUCCCUCCGCCCCCACUCAGCCCUCCGCCCCCGCCACCCCUGCCCUUCCACGACCCCAAGCCCAGUUCCCGAACUUCUGAUGGUCCCCGGGGCUCUGCUCAGGCACUGGCCAAGCCCCUCACCCAACUGAGCCAUCAAGUCCCUCCACCACCCCCACCGCCCCUGCCCCCACCGGUGCCUUGUGCACCCCCGCUGCUGACCCGAGGCCUGGGCCACCGCCGCAGUGAGACCAGCCACAUGAGCGUCAAGCGCCUGCGGUGGGAGCAGGUGGAGAACUCGGAAGGCACCAUCUGGGGUCAGCUCGGGGAAGACUCUGACUAUGAUAAGCUGAGCGACAUGGUGAAAUACCUCGACUUAGAACUACACUUUGGCACCCAGAAACCUGCCAAACCGGUGCCGGGACCCGAGCCCUUCAGGAAGAAGGAGGUGGUGGAAAUCCUGUCCCACAAGAAGGCCUACAACACCUCCAUCCUCCUGGCACAUUUGAAGCUGAGUCCCGCGGAGCUGCGCCAGGUUCUCAUGAGCAUGGAGUCUCGGCGCCUGGAGCCCGCGCACCUGGCGCAGCUGCUGCUCUUCGCGCCCGACGCCGACGAGGAGCAGCGCUACCAGGCCUUCCGCGAAGCACCUGGCCGCCUCAGCGAGCCCGAUCAGUUUGUGCUGCAGAUGUUGUCGGUCCCCGAAUAUAAGACCCGCCUGCGCAGCCUCCACUUCCAGGCCACCCUGCAGGAAAAGACAGAGGAGAUCCGCGGCAGCCUGGAAUGCCUGCGCCAGGCCUCCCUGGAGCUCAAGAACAGCCGGAAGCUCGCCAAAAUCCUGGAGUUCGUGUUAGCCAUGGGCAACUAUCUCAACGAUGGCCAGCCAAAGACCAAUAAGACCACGGGUUUCAAGAUCAACUUCCUGACAGAGCUGAACUCCACCAAGACGGCAGAUGGGAAGUCCACCUUCCUGCACAUCCUUGCCAAGUCACUGAGCCAGCACUUCCCAGAACUCCUGGGCUUUUCUCAGGACCUGCCCACCGUGCCCCUGGCUGCCAAAGUGAACCAGCGGGCCCUGACCAGUGACCUCGCUGACCUCCAUGGCACGGUCCGGGAGAUACAGGCCGCCUGCCAGAACAUGGCCCCCUCUAGUGAUGACAAGUUCGCUGUGGUAAUGGCGUCUUUCCUGGAGACGGCACAGCCGGUACUGCGGGCUCUGGAUGGGCUACAACGUGAGGCCAUGGAAGAGCUAGGCAAGGCACUAGCUUUCUUCGGGGAGGACUCUAAGGCUACCACCUCUGAGGCCUUCUUUGGCAUCUUCGCGGAGUUCAUGAGCAAGUUUGAGCGAGCACUCUGUGACCUGCAGACCGGGGACGGCUCACGCAGCUCUGGGAUGGUGUCACCCCUGGCUUGGUGA